Molecule: messenger RNA, 1485 nt
Organism: Plectropomus leopardus (leopard coralgrouper)
Lineage: Eukaryota; Metazoa; Chordata; Actinopteri; Perciformes; Serranidae
Gene: them4
Product: thioesterase superfamily member 4
Source: RefSeq, a predicted model, not a curated record
GCCGCCAUGCUGCUCAUCUGACGAAAGUAGCCGGGAAAACAGAGCCCAGGCGUAUUUUUACAUUUUGAGAUAGCUACGGAUAUAUUAAAUAUACUUACGGCCUGUGUGCUAUAAUAUGCUUAUGAGGUUUAUCAGUUUUUACUAAAACAAUAGUACUUUGAUACUGUGCUCGCUAACGUUAGCUAGCUAAAGUUUAACGGCUGCCUGUUAACCGUUACACCAUCGACAUCAAAACACAGGUGUCUCUGUCUGAUUCAGUCUCUGCGCCCACUUUUUUCCUCCAUCCUCGUCAUUUUAAACCGCGUACAAAUGGCAAGAAGCCUCGGUGGACUCUGUGAGAGCUUCCAGCGCCUCGGCUCCCUUUUUUCUGCACAGACUCACCUCAGCCUCCCUCCGAGCAGAGCUUCGGUCAGGAGCGUCUCUGCUCGGGCCGCAGCGCCCCAGGACUUCAGCCUUCCUAACUCCUCUUGGAGCUCAGAAAUGAUGCGAUUGUACGAGCAUUAUAACAGCCAGUGUGAAGUGGAGACAGAAGGAGGACAGAAAAGGAGAGGGCCGUGGCGGAGACUGCCAAGCUACAGUCAAAUCGAAAAAUAUCCUUCAGGUGGAAUGUAUCGCAGUAAAACAGUCCAGUCGAAAUCCUGUUUUUUUACCCGGAACAUCAAAGACCAGGGGGAAGGAUUUGAGUACGUUCUGUUUAUUAACAAUAAGGAGCAGAAGGGUGUGUGCAUUUUCCAGGCUGGACCACUAUUGGAAGGGGCACCAGGACACGUCCAUGGGGGGGCAAUAGCCACUAUGGUUGAUACUUUGAUCGGGACUCAAGCUGCCUUCCUCUUCGGACCCGUUUUGACAGCCAACCUGAACAUCAACUACCGCAGCCCCAUCCCACUGGGAAGCACGGUGUUGCUCGAAUCCUCUGUGGAUAAGAAGGAAGGAAGGAAAACAUUUAUGUCGUGUAAAGUGACCAGCACCGAUGGCUCCAAAGUGCACACAGAAACAACAGGCUGCCCAGAAUGUGUGUUUGGAUCCAGUGUGAGUGCCAUGUCUUGGAGGAACAUUGACCACAAUGAUGUAAACCGAGAAGACAUAUCGAUUAUUCAUCGUUUUCUUUGUGUCUGCUGUUGUUUUCCUAUCUCACACAAACUGAGGAUGCCUACUGCAUAUCCUACUACUGUCAAAAUAAUCCCCCUGCAUAUAGUGCAUGUGCAGAACCCUGCAGGUGUAUUAAAACUCCAUUAGAGUUAUAUGAUGAGGGAUUUAAUGGAAGUUUUUUAAGCUGUGAAUGUAAAGUAAAAGGCCAAACCUUCACUAGAAUUUAAUGUCUCCUGUAUGGAUUGUAUUUUCUCGAUUAGUGUGGCGGAAAUUUGUGGCAGCAACAUGGGAUUAUAUUUCUCAACUGAGCACUACAAAGCAAAACCCGAUCCGCUGCUAUUACGUAACAGCCGGUGACAUAACUCUCUCCAGCCUGGGACGGUCAGGGCGCACAGA